ACAGCGAAAAAACCUUAUAUUAAAGAACUUGAUUAAAUUCAUGUUUCUUUUGCACAUUAGCAAAACAUUCCGGUCAAACCUUCACACGAUCACAUUCGGUGCAUUCAGCAAGCAGCUGACAGCCUCUGGAAGCUUUCUCAUACUCAGAUGCAGCCCAAGGACAAUGGAAGGAAAUGGGAAGCUCCCAGCACAUAGCCAAGACUUCCAGAAGUCUCCCCGAACGCCAAUGUGAAGCUUUAGAGCACAUUUUUAAGCAAUAAUUCAGACUUCAGAUCUGCUGGAACAAACUUGGUCACCUGGGACGGGGAAAAGGUGGAUCCAAAGCGAUGGCUGAAGAAAUACAACUCAGAGAGAAGAAGCCGAGAAGUUUGCCUCGGUCCGAUGGGUGUGGUCUCUAUAACUUUGACGCUUUGGAUUUGUCUGGAGGGUUAAGGAUCGUCGUGGUGGGCAAGACUGGAUCAGGGAAGAGCGCCACAGGAAACACCAUCCUGGGCAGAGCUGCCUUCAAAGAAGAUCCGAGCCCGAUGUCGGUGACCAAGCACUGUGAGAUGCAGAGCGGAGAGGUGGACGGGAUCCCAGUCCAAGUGAUCGACACGCCGGGGCUGUUUGACACAGGAAUCACAGAGGAGGAACUGAAGUCCAGGAUAGAAGAGUGCGUCAAGAUGUCGGUCCCUGGACCCCACGCGUUCCUUCUGGUGAUCAGGCUUGGAGUCAGGUUCACCGAGGAGGAGAGGAACGCCGUGAAGUGGAUCCAGGAAAACUUUGGCGACGACGCCUCCAUGUACACCAUCAUGCUGUUUACGUGCAAGGAUCAAGCCAAAGCAGACAAUGCCCUGAAGGAGUGCAAGGAGCUCCGGAGACUUUCGAUCACGUUUGGGCGCAGGUACCACGCCUUCAACAACAACGACGCGGACGACCGCGUGCAGGUCACAGAGCUCAUCAACAUGAUCAAGGAAAUGGUACAAGACAACGGCGGGAAGCACUACACGAACGAGAUGUAUGAGAAAGCCCAGAGGAAGCUCAGGGAGGAGGAGGAGCGCAGGAGGCAGGAAGAGGAGGAGAAGAAGGAAGAAGAGAGGAAGGUGUGGGACGAGGAGAGGGAGAAGCAGCAAAAGGAGCGAGAGAAGAAGAAGCAGGUUCGGAGGAAGAACAUCCGCGUGGCCUCGGCUGCCGCGGUUGUGUUGGUGUUAGCCGGGGUCGUCAUAGCGGUGGGAGCGAACACCACCGUGGCGCUGGCUCUAGGGGCUCCGACGCUCGUCCUCGGGGUUUUAUGUGGUUUAGCCGCCAUUUGGGUUUGGAAAGGGAUAAAAUGUAAAGCUAAAAAAAACAGUCCGGUGUAAUUAACACAAAAUCCUGUCUGUCGGUAGUAAUAUUACAAAUAAAGAUCGGAUGUAGAAUAUCUUCCACAAAAUUAGCUAAUAUCCUUUUCUGGUUUUCGGGAAAUGUUUCUCAAAUGAACAAAGUAAAGCUUGACUGGAAAAUGAAUUUAAAUUAGAAAUAUUAUUUAGGUCAGGGGUGUCAAACUCAUUUUUAUUUGGGGCCAUAUCAAGGUCACAAAUGUUCUCAAAUGGCCAGUUGUGGCAGAAUGUAUUGAAAAAAAGCUACCCACUAAUAAACUGUUAAAAUAUCAA
Messenger RNA from Poecilia latipinna (sailfin molly), 1631 nucleotides. RefSeq names its product GTPase IMAP family member 7-like. The record is from RefSeq and is a predicted model, not a curated record. Bases 327 to 1340 code for a protein of 337 amino acids. The transcript is spliced from 3 exons. NCBI's taxonomy places the organism in Eukaryota, Metazoa, Chordata, Actinopteri, Cyprinodontiformes, Poeciliidae. Gene Ontology annotation, molecular function: GTP binding.